CGCCGACAGGCGACACUUUAUCAGUACAAUAUGUGUUUAUAAUGGGCAACACGAAUAGCUCCCAUAAGAUAUCCGCUCAGGAUAGAGCCAUUCUUGAUCUAAAAAUCCAGCGGGACAAGCUCCGCCAGUAUCGGAAGCGUAUAACGGUCCUUACCGAUCGUGAAACCGAGAUAGCAAAGGAAUGCCUUGCCCGGGAUGAUCGCAAACGCGCUCUCCUCGCUUUGCGCCGCAAGAAAUACCAAGAAUCGCUCCUGAUCAAGUCCGAAAGGGAGCUCGACCAACUAGAACAGUUGAUUAAUCAAGUUGAAUUCUCACUUGUUCAGAAAGAUGUCCUCUUUGGGUUACAGCAGGGCACGCAGGUACUACAGGCUAUCAACAAAGAGAUGGGGGGUAUCGAAGGAGUUGAAAAACUAAUGGGUGAGACGGAAGAAGCACGGGCAUACCAAGAGGAGAUCAGUCAAAUGCUCUCAGGGAAUCUAUCGAACCAGGAUGAGGAUGAAGUUGAGGAUGAGUUGGCUGCAUUACAGCUGGAGACGCAGAGACUGCAGAACUUACCACAUGCGCCAAAGUCGAAACUCCCAGAAAGGUCAAACGAGGAAGAAAGCCAGGAAUUACAAUCUCAAGAAGGCGGCAAAGCUAAGGCGCAAUCCGCAAUUCCAGCUUAAAAUAUAUGCUAUUGCCCCACGCUUCUUUUACAGAUUGAAGCCAUAUGUGAGAUACCAAAAGCAUUUCUAGCGUGGAUGGAACGGCCGUUUUUAUGCCAUCCAGUACAUCCCCUAGUUAUCUGCAUUUCAAAUGAUAAAAUUAAAAUUGGUAUAGCAUUAUCAGCCCAGCUCCGAUACCGAAAGCUGUAUUGCACUGCUUCCUUCACUGCAACUUGCAGCGCAAGCAUGUCCCUUGGAUUAAUCGGUCAUCCUGUAUGACACAAUUUCCCUGGCUUGAGGCGGGGUUUUCUAGAAGUAUACAAUGUGCAUACAUGACUCAUUGACCGGGCAUAAUCCUACCUCCGACGCCAGUUACGCCUUGAAUUGCGACGUGGUCACUGGGAUUGGCUGCUGCUUCGUAGAGAAAGCUGACAGGCUCCCUGUUCAAAGCCAUAAAUUGACCUUUGAACCCAACAUAACCAACCUUAGUCACAUCCUCAUUCCCAUUGCUCCAGUUGUCCUCAAAGAACAAGGUAAUGGAGGUAGUAGCAUUCCAGUGAGCGCGGUUCAAUGGCAAAUCGAAGACAUCGGCUCCUGGAACCGGCUGCGGGAUCUCCACUGACUGUGUCGGCUUCAGCUCUAACGCAGUCGCAAAAUCUAGAUCGUCACGAUUCUUGAACAUUUUCAAAGUCUUUGGGGCAGCCGGUGUCGGAGCUGUGUAAAUGAGUAAAGAGUGAACCUUUACUUGACCCGUGAAGCUGCG
Messenger RNA from Aspergillus pseudotamarii, 1407 nucleotides. RefSeq names its product ESCRT-III subunit protein VPS20. Bases 42 to 665 code for a protein of 207 amino acids. Gene Ontology annotation, cellular component: multivesicular body; ESCRT III complex. Gene Ontology annotation, biological process: late endosome to vacuole transport via multivesicular body sorting pathway; vesicle budding from membrane. Lineage: Eukaryota; Fungi; Ascomycota; Eurotiomycetes; Eurotiales; Aspergillaceae. The transcript is spliced from 3 exons. The record is from RefSeq and is a predicted model, not a curated record.